GCUGUAAAAAGACAAUGAGACGGAAUAGUUCAUGGAAUAAGUAUUAUGCCUGACGACUCACAGAUUGACAGCAGUAAGCAGCAUUCCCUGCCACUCCGUCAACCUCACUGGUGUGGAGCAACAAGUCAUAUCAUGACUUCAUUUCAGACGUCUACUUUGAAGAUCAUAAAAUACUCCACGAAUCAGAAGACAUAAUCACCAAUGCAAAAAUUGCAACUUCAAACAAGUUGUUCAACUUUUCAAUGAGUUUUAUUUUAAUAUUUUGAAACUAAAUUACUUAGUUGGUGCAAAUUUGACGUAACUGAAUUGUGUAACUUAUAAUUUACACUUUGUUGAUAUACAUUGGGAACCUGAAGUAUUUCAUGUGCAUGCCCACUGUGCAUUUUUACCACUGAAAACAUUGCAAUAGUAUAAUAUUGAAUGGGAACCACAUGCCUUGGGUGUCGCCUAAUACAUCAGAUGUUGUUACCCAUUGAUGUCCAAGUUACAUGACUCAUGACAAUUUAAAGCUUCCCUGCUUUCCAAUUUCUCAGAUGCUAAAUGAUUAUCUUUUAUACCUUAUAUUUUAAUAGGCUUUUCCUAGUUAUGUGUCAGAUGCAUUUUUAUAAACACUAGAUUAGUUUCUAAAUAUUUAUAAAUCCAACUGCCCAAAAUGGAUUUUGAAGACAAAAACAAAAGUAAUAUCACUGUUACUUUGGAUAAUAGGAACAACACUAUGGCAUAUGGACUGGGACUCCCUUCUUGGGAUGAUUAUAAUGGAAGUAUUCAUGAUAUAAAAUAUUUGCUGGUUGGAGUCUACACACUUAUUACUGUUCUCGGUCUUCUUGGCAACUUUUUUGUUGUAAUUGCACUGUGCAAAAACCUACAACAGAAAUCAAUGAUAAAUUUUCUGAUCGGAAAUUUAGCCUUAUCUGAUACUUUAAUUCUAUUGUUCUGUUCACCAUUUACACUGACAUAUGUUCUUUUAGACCAAUGGAUCUUUGGGGAGAUCAUGUGCUAUAUCGUCCCAUUUAUUCAGUGUGUGUCUGUCAUGGUCUCUAUGCUCAUGCUAAUGUCAAUUGCCAUGGUUAGGUACCAUAUGAUAAGCAAUCCAUUAUCCAACCAUUUUACCAUAAAUACUGGAUAUUUGGUAAUGGGAACUGUGUGGAUUAUUGGAUUUACUAUUUGUUCACCAUUACCUAUCUUUCAUAAAAUCAUAGACCUAAGCGAAACUGUCCACUUGGAUUCCUUAAAAAAUAAAUACUUAUGCAUUGAGUCAUGGCCAUCUGAUUCUUACAGAAUUGCCUACACCUUAUCCUUAUUAUUCAUCCAAUAUAUUUUGCCAAUAGUUUGCCUAACAAUUAGUCAUGCAAGUGUUUGCAGAAAAAUAAGUGCUACUGUGCCAAGCAGACAAGGGAGAUCUGAGGAGAGUGAAAUGAUAAAUUUAACUAUACAGCAACCAGCUAGGAAACAGUUGCAAGCACAACAGUCAAAGAUGCAAGGAUGGAACUAUUCCUUUCUGAGAAAACACAAGAAGAGAUACAGCAAGAAGUGUGCCAGUGUCAUGCCUGUUGUAACUAAAUUUCAAGAUAAUGGCAAGACUCACAAUGAUCUGUUACUAAUCCAUGGUUCAGAUAGUACACAGCCACUACCCACUUCCUUUCUACCAGGUGUACCUGUAUGUUUUGAAGCAAAAGCUAUGGAAUCUGAAGAGCUCGCUAUUUCACAUAAUGUUCCAGUAACACCAAAAUCUAUCACAAGGUUGAGGAAACGAUCACGCACUGUUUUCUACAAAUUGACCAUAGUAAUUGUUGCUUUCACUGUAAGCUGGAUGCCUCUGCAUAUUUUUCACCUUGUAACCGACUUCAAUGCUAAUCUGAUCUCUAACAGGCACUUCAAGCUGGUGUAUUGCAUCUGUCACCUGCUGGGGUUGCUGUCCUGUUGCUUGAAUCCUGUAUUGUAUGGAUUCCUGAACAAUGGCAUCAAGUCCAGUUUACAAUCCUUAAUCAAAUGCCUUUGGCUGUGAUAAUAAAAGGGCAAUAUCAGGUCUGGCGCGACAGACAAAAAAAAAUUGAACAUGUUCAUCAGUCAAUAGUACAGUGUACAUCUGCUCCCGAGUCAUUCUAACUAUUCC
Messenger RNA from Rhincodon typus (whale shark), 2113 nucleotides. RefSeq names its product neuropeptide Y receptor type 5. The transcript has a single exon. Gene Ontology annotation, cellular component: plasma membrane; neuron projection. The coding region runs from base 653 to 2005 and encodes 450 amino acids. Gene Ontology annotation, molecular function: neuropeptide binding; neuropeptide Y receptor activity. Gene Ontology annotation, biological process: G protein-coupled receptor signaling pathway. Lineage: Eukaryota; Metazoa; Chordata; Chondrichthyes; Orectolobiformes; Rhincodontidae. The record is from RefSeq and is a predicted model, not a curated record.